Messenger RNA from Thrips palmi, 4434 nucleotides. It is a transcript of the gene SREBP, whose product is annotated as sterol regulatory element-binding protein 1. Bases 56 to 3565 code for a protein of 1169 amino acids. The record is from RefSeq and is a predicted model, not a curated record. NCBI's taxonomy places the organism in Eukaryota, Metazoa, Arthropoda, Insecta, Thysanoptera, Thripidae. The transcript is spliced from 14 exons. Gene Ontology annotation, biological process: regulation of transcription by RNA polymerase II. Gene Ontology annotation, molecular function: DNA-binding transcription factor activity, RNA polymerase II-specific; RNA polymerase II cis-regulatory region sequence-specific DNA binding; protein dimerization activity. Gene Ontology annotation, cellular component: nucleus.
UCAUCCCAAUACUGGCCUCUGAUUGGUUGUUCUCAAUGUGGCGUUAUUGCGUGCUAUGGCGGACAGCGGUAUUGUAGGAGGAUGGCCUCCUCUCAAUGAAGACAUGUCUGAAGCGAAUGGAGGCAACAGUUUUGCCAUGGUUGACGGAUUUGGCAUCAACGAACUUGGGGGCCUUGAUGACCUGUUCUCUGACAAUGGCCUCCUUUCGGAUUUGCCAGACCCUUUUACCAUGGAGGAUGAUGGAACCUUCGACUUUUUGGGCCUUCCUAACAAUUUGGCUUACAUGCAGCAGCCAGAGCAAAUUCAACAGCCAGCAUCAACCACAUCGCAGUUCUUGAUGCAUCAGCCGCUUUCCCAGCAGCCUCAACAGCAGCACAGCCCACUGUUGACAGCUCAUUCUGUUCCAACACCUGCCCCACCUCAAAGGCCCAAUGUCAACAUCAACUCUGGUCCAACGCCCAGUCUUUCUGUCCUUCUUCAACAAGGACCUGUGGGCUUCAGCCCUUCACAAGUACUCCAGAACCAGCAGCCUUCUAACAAUCCACAACAAUUGGCUGUACCAUUGCAUGCACAGCUCAAACAGUCGCAGCAGCUUGCUCUACCGCCUCAGCAGCUACAGAUGAAGAAGCAAAUAUCCCCCAAACCCACUCAAAUCAAGAAACAAGCUGCAAUACAGCAGAAACCAGUUGCACCUGCAACAUCACAACCAGGACAGAUCGUCUUACAAAGUGUUGGACAGCUUCCCAAUGGAGACAAAGUUCCCCAGGUUGUGGUUCAAGCUGCACAGCUCUUAAAAACUGAGCCAUUGGUGUCCAUACCAGCAACAACACUGAUGUAUACCACUUCAACAUCAUCAAGUCCCAACGGAACUCAACAGUGUCAGCCUGUUCACACAUUUGUUAAUGCCUCUGGUGGAACCAUUCUUGCCACUGGUAUUCCACUGGUAUUGGAUGCUGACAAAGUUGCCAUUAACAGAUUGCCCUCUGUUUAUCCUCAACAAUCGUCAAACCAAACUGCUCAACCUAGGGUGAAAGAAGUAAAACGCAGUGCCCACAAUGCCAUCGAGCGAAGAUACAGAACAUCCAUCAAUGAUAAGAUAAUUGAACUGAAAGAUAUGGUUGUGGGCCCAGAUUCAAAGCUGAACAAAUCUGCCAUUCUCAGAAAAGCAAUUGAUUACAUUCGUUUUCUACAAAAUCAAAAUAAUCGAUUGAAGCAAGAAAAUCUACAGCUGAAGAUGAAUGCACCGAAGCAGAACCUUAAGGACCUUCUCACAACAACCAUUGUUCCUCCUGGAUCAUUUACACCUCCUCACUCGGACGUUUCAUCGCCGGAACUGUCACCGCCACACUCUCAUUCUGAUGCAUCACUUCCUCCUUCUCCUGAUUAUUUCCCCAAAAAGAAUGAGCUUAAGGAAGAAGAUGAAGAUGAUGAUGACGCAAUGAGUGGAUCAAGUGAUAGAAGUCAUCGAGGAAUGCUUGACACAUCUCGUGUAAUGCUGUGUAUGUUCAUGGUGACUGUGGUGGCUUUCAACCCUCUUGGGCUUGCAAUUCAUGGUGCAAGGUCAUUCAGUUCUCAGGAGUCUCAUGCUAGAGGCCGAAGCAUUCUGUCCAGCCAUGAUACAGAUAACUCUGAAGGGUGGUUUGAUGGUAGCUGGUUUAGUCCUGGAGCACUCUUGUUAUGGAUGAGCAAUCUGCUUGUGCUGACAGCCUGUCUUAUCAAGCUGCUUGCCCUCAGUGACCCUAUUAUCAGCUCAUCCAAAGCGUCUACAGCAUUUUGGCGCCACAGGAAGCAAGCAGAGUUCAACCUUAUUAAGGGUGAGAACAUUUCUGCUCAACAAGAGUUACGCCGCGGUCUCCAGGCUUUAGGCCGUCCUCUCCCGGCAUCACGAAUUGAACAAUGGAGCUGUGUGGCUUGGCAAAUAAUACGCCAAUGUUUGCAUCGCUUAUGGAUUGGCCAGUGGCUUUCUCGAAAUGGACCUACAAUUUUCUCUAGAAAUGGGCAGAGAGUAUCUGCUCAAAGCGCCCGGGAACUGGCUUUGGUGUAUCAUCGGCUGCAUCAGCUCCACCUUGUGUCCGAUGGUGUGAAUGCUUUGGACGACGGAGGGCCCGUGGGCACGGGCAAAGUGGCUGGGCUGGCUUUGGCGCUGAGUGCUGUCAACCUGGGAGAGGCUGCUGGUCAGGCCCUCUCCCACCACCAACUGGCUGACAUGUACGUGGCCUAUGCCCUUCGACUCAAGACCAUCCUGGCACCUUCAUUUCAGUCCUUGUGCAGGGGCUACCUGUCCUUGGCGCGCAGCCACGUCCUGAGAGCGACCGAUCCAGUCCCAGCUCGCCUGCAGUGGCUGCUAACGCCUUACGGUUGCCGCUUCUUGGUCAGCCAGCAGUGGAGCUACAACCCCGCCAGGUCCUCGCCAUUCAGCAUGUUGGGCUCCGCCGGCGACCCCCUCGCCUACGUCAUGAGGGAGUACCGCGAGCACUUGCUGGAGAGGGCCCUGCACACGCUGGUGCUGCCCGGCGGCCGCCUCGACGCUGGCGGCACUCCGAGCUCCAGCACGGAGGAGGAGCCCGCCCGGCGCGCCCAGACCCCCGACGCCCUCACCUUCAUCCAGUUGCUGCUCGAGAACUCCACGGACAUGGUGGACGGCGACACGGCAGCGGCCGCGGCCGCGGCGCUCCCGACCCGGAGCCAGCUGCAGGUUCCCAGUUGCGAGGACGAGUUGGCGCGCUGGUGGGCCUCCGUGGUGGGCGUGGCCGCGUACUGGCUCCUCGGGGAGGACACGCACGCCGAGAGGCUGUUCGCGCGCGUCGAGCUGCUCCCCGACGAGCUGGCGACGCAGCCCGACCCCGUGGCCAGGGCCGUGCAGAUGGCCUUCCGCGCCCGGAGGACGGUGGCGGCGGUGGUGCGGGGCCACCUGAGCCCGGCCUCGGGCGCCUCCCGCGAGGCGCUGCGCCUCUGCGACGCGGCCGGCCGCUUCCUGGAGGACAGCCUGGCCUACUGGAGCUGCAAGCAACCCAACGACCUGGUGCUGCUUGUGCAGUUGGUGGCUCUGGAUUGGCUGUUGGAGACUCGCACUGUUUUGUGGGAACAGGAGAGCUCUGAUUCAAUGACCUCGUUGCCCAAUGGCGACCUCGCUCCAGUGCCAGUCAGUCCGUGUGUUCUUGCUGGCUUCCAGAGGGAUGUGUGCAGCCUUAGACGUCUUGCUCAGCAGUUGCCUGCUGCUGUGCCGAGGGUGUUUGUGUCUGAAGCCACAGCUCGGUUGAUGGCUGGGGCGUCUCCAGGACGCACGCAGCAGCUACUGGACCGCAGUCUGAGGCACAGGACUCAGCGAGCCACUCCUAUUUGUGGAAAAGACCGAGACCGGCACGCGGGUGGGGACCGGGAGCACGCCGCGGCGCUGUUCUUGGCGUGCCGGCACCUGCCCGCGCCGCUGCUGUCCACCCCUGGAGAGCGGGCCGGCAUGCUCGCCGAGGCGGCCAAGACCCUGGAGCGCAUCGGCGACAAGAAGCGCCUGGAGGAGUGCUACCAGCUCAUGAAGUCCCUCACCUCCACCGUCAACGCGGCCUGAGUUCCGUCACAACUUCAGCUUUUGUUGUUUGGAAAAGAAAGAAAAAGACAAAUGCACAAAAAGAAUUCUGUCUCGUCCAUGGCUUUAGUGUAGUUUUUUUAAGGGUUGGCAAUGUGUGUAUGAGUAAGUUUGUAUAUAUGUCUAUGUGUGCGUGAUGUUGAUUGUAUGGCUUUUUAUGCCUUUCUAGUUUAUUUUCUCUCUAUUAACUGAAAGCUGUUUUUUUUUUAUAAUUUGAAAAGUCUUUCAAUCAUGCAUAUGUAUCAUUCCGUGUUUAGCCAUAUAGUUAGCUAAACACAGAUUUAAAAUUGCUUUUUUUGUUUGAAUUUUUGGUUUUGUUUGUAGAGAUGUUAAUUAAAUGUGCAAAUGUUGUAAUAGUUGGAAGUCUACCUAGUUUUAGCUGUACCUUUAUUAUUGUUGUAAGUAAAAUUUUGUGUCAUUUUUGUACAUAAGUAUGUCAUACAGACUGCAGCCAAUGUGAUGUCAUUAGACUGGUUAGACCAAUCAAAAGUAACGUUCUUCUGUUUUAAUUAAGAAAAAAAGUAUUCGUCAAAACUGUUAAUGUUGGUGGCUUGACUUAAUUGCAUCAAACAACUUUUUUCUUGUUUUUUUUUUUGUGUGUGUAAUUUUUAAAUAUGACAUCAUUUUUAAUCUUGAAGAAGAUUUCACUUUGAACAAAUCAGUUGCAUUUACAUUCUUACAGCCAGCAUCCCAUUAGAAAAAAAAUUGUUGCCUGUAUUUUUUUUCUGUUUUAGCUUUGCUCUUCUUAUAUGUAAAUUUUACAUAAUUCUCAUGUUUAAAUGUUACUCAUUCAACUCAUAUUUAUUUUCUCUCAGUGAGGGAGGUGUCUAUUAAAAUGUUCGUAACAUUUA